GGUGACAUAGUUCGGUGACAUAGUUCGGUGACAGUUCUAACAUGUUGCUCGGCUUGACACCGAGCCGACGGCUGCUCCCCGGCCGCCACUGCCUGCUGCAGUGCCGCCGCCUCAAGACAGAACACACCGCCAGGAGUGGUGUUCUGGACGGCGUGCUGUCUGCAUUCAGGUCGAUUUGUGGCGAGGACGGCGUCUCAUUGGGGGAAGCAGUCAGAGAGCAACAUGGCAAAGACGAGUCCGUCCACAGAUGUUGCCCCCCAGAUGUGGUGCUGUUUCCCCGUUGUGUGGAGGAGGUCAGCGCCCUGGCCAAGAUCUGCAGCCGCCAUCGCCUUCCCAUCAUCCCCUUUGGCACUGGAACAGGCCUGGAAGGAGGAGUCAGCGCAGUCAAGGGCGGCGUGUGCUUCAGUCUGAGGAACAUGGACCAGGUUCUGGAUCUCCACCAGGAGGACUUUGACGUGACGGUAGAGCCCGGUGUGACUCGGAAGGCCCUCAACGCCUACCUGCGGGGCACCGGCCUGUGGUUUCCUGUCGACCCCGGGGCCGACGCCUCUCUGUGCGGCAUGGCGGCCACCAGUGCGUCUGGCACCAACGCAGUGCGUUAUGGAACCAUGAGGGAGAACGUUUUGAACCUGGAGGUCGUGCUGGCUGACGGGAGCGUCGUUCACACGGCCGGGAUGGGCCGGCGUCCCAGGAAGACGGCUGCAGGCUACAACCUGACCAACCUGUUCGUGGGCUCAGAGGGCACCCUGGGGAUCAUCACCAAGACCACCUUGCGCCUGUACGGCAUCCCGGAGGCCACGGUGUCGGCCGUGUGCUCCUUCCCCUCCGUCCAGGCGGCUGUCGACAGCACGGUGCAGAUUCUGCAAGCGGGGGUGCCCGUCGCUCGCAUCGAGUUUCUGGACGACGUGAUGAUGGACGCGUGCAACAGGUUCAGCUCUCUGUCCUACGCCGUGACCCCGACUCUGUUCCUGGAGUUCCACGGCUCCGAGGGCAGCUUGGAGGAGCAGGUCAACACGGCCGAGGACAUCACUCAGAGUAACAGCGGGUCGGGUUUUCAGUGGGCUAAAGAUGCAGAGACACGGGAGCGACUGUGGAAAGCCCGUCAUGACGCCUGGUACGCCAGCCUGGCUCUCAGGCCGGGCUGCAAGGCUUAUGCCACAGAUGUGUGUGUCCCUCUGUCUCACCUGCCUCAAAUCCUGGUGGAGACAAAGGAGGACCUGAUUGAGAACAGGCUGACGGGUCCCAUAGUGGGUCAUGUGGGUGAUGGUAACUUCCACUGUCUGAUGGUGGUGGACCCCGGUGACCCCGAGGAGCUGCACAGGGUCCACCUCUUCGUCGAGAGACUGGCCAGGCGAGCCCUGGCCAUGGACGGUACGUGCACAGGGGAGCACGGAGUGGGCUUAGGGAAGAGAGCGCUGCUGUGUGAAGAGAUGGGACCCGUGGCGGUCCAGCUCAUGCAGCGUCUCAAGGACGCCUUCGACCCGAGGAACCUGAUGAAUCCUGGGAAGAUUCUACUGCCAAGAGAGCUAUAGGCCGCAUGGCGAAAGUCACCGCGAAUCUCAUCACUGAUUCGCCCGUGGCUUGAUCAGAGACUGAUGUCACAGUGACGUGGCAUUUUCAGAGCAUAUUGCACAUGAGGUGUUUUCCUUCUUCUGGACGGGACGUAACGGCAGAGGGAUCGCUUGAGUGACAGCCAAAAGGAAGGCCGUUAUUUCAUCCGGGAUUGUAUGUAAUUAAGCGUUGACAUCAAAAGCACAGGUGUUACCGAGCUGGAUACCAGCCACCGCUCAUUUCCUUUCUUUACACGUGUCCUGCUGUGAGGAGUCAACAUGUCGGCUGUGAGGAAAAAGGCCUCCAGGUCUCUGGUGGUUUUAUGGUGUGUCAGGUGUUCACUCCUCCAGGUUGGAAAAGCAAUAAGCCUCUGAUCUACAAAAUCAAGAAAAUCAAGAAUGUUUUGAAUGGAUCUGUAUUUUCGUUUAUGCAAACAUUUCCCUUUUACUUGUUUUUAUUAUUGAAAUUAGGGCCGCUCGGUCUGGCUGAGUAAUUUACAAAAAUUCCCAAAAAACAAAUAAAGAACUGACUCUGCA
Cyclopterus lumpus (lumpfish) is the source of this 2087-nucleotide messenger RNA. RefSeq names its product lactate dehydrogenase D (gene ldhd). Gene Ontology annotation, cellular component: mitochondrion. The coding region runs from base 42 to 1532 and encodes 496 amino acids. The transcript has 11 exons. The record is from RefSeq and is a predicted model, not a curated record. Gene Ontology annotation, biological process: lactate catabolic process. Gene Ontology annotation, molecular function: D-lactate dehydrogenase (cytochrome) activity; FAD binding; D-lactate dehydrogenase (NAD+) activity. Lineage: Eukaryota; Metazoa; Chordata; Actinopteri; Perciformes; Cyclopteridae.